This is a messenger RNA of Endocarpon pusillum Z07020, 1191 nucleotides long. RefSeq lists its product as uncharacterized. The record is from RefSeq and is a predicted model, not a curated record. The transcript has a single exon. The coding region runs from base 1 to 1191 and encodes 396 amino acids. Lineage: Eukaryota; Fungi; Ascomycota; Eurotiomycetes; Verrucariales; Verrucariaceae. Gene Ontology annotation, cellular component: centrosome; cytosol; nucleoplasm.
AUGGACGACAUCCUCUGCUCAUUAAAGUCCUUGCUGGAGUCUAGGAAGCCGCCUCCGGAGACACUGCCAACAAUACAAAAGUGCCUCUCCGUGUUUGCCAACUACGAAGGCGAUCGUUCCUUGGAGCAGCUGCCAGUGUUGUUGGAGGAGCUGCUGAUCUCCAUUAUCAAACCUUUAUUCAGCAGCAGGGCAACCUCAUCCGCCUACAGAGCACGCUUCGUGGAUGAUUCUAAAAAGCCUUGGAAAGAUUGUGCAACUUGGUCAGUGGACAUUCUGAGAUGGAUUGUCAACCAAUAUGGCACAUUAAGCCCGCCACUACGGAAGCAGGCAAUCGACGCUCAAUUCUCACUUUUCGUACCUCCAAUUCUGAAUCUCCUGGAUGAUCAGGACCUCACGCUCAAACAGGCUGGAUCUGACCUGCUUCAAAUACUCUGCAACCAUAUCGCUGACUGCAAGUCCGGAGUUUUCAAACAUACAGGUCUAACGAAGGUUUUCGAAGACUGUUUGGCGCCCAACAUGCUCCUUUUGCCCUCCUUGACGCCGGAAAAAGAGUCUUUGCAGAUACUGAGCAGCCUCUAUCCCGCAUACCGUGCCCUGGUCAAGGCCAGCUUCUUAACUAGCUCUUCUACACCGCCUUCAGAUCCGGGCAAGCUCAUUGUCCUGCUUCCAGAAAGAACCAUUGCAUCUCGCCAAGCUCUCGAUCAGCACAACAAGCGGCAGGCGAUGCUUGACAGGGUUCUUCGCAGUGGCAUCCUGGCGGGAUAUAUGCAUGCUUCUGAGAACGUGAAGAUUGCAACAUUGCUUGUGUCUGAAAUGUCUGAUGUGGUCGCUAUGAUGGGCGCGUCUAGCGCAAAGUAUCUCUCAACGCUUCUUCCUCUGCUCCGCAGCAUCUUGACCAACCCACUUGGUAUUGCACAUCAACCUCUCUUGAGAUGUGCGGCCAUGGCAAUGCAAGAAUUAAUACUUCAAUGCUGGCCGAGAAUUGGGGAAGUCUGGUGGCAGGAGUGUUUAAGAGCAGUAGUUGGGUUAUGGCUGUUGUUGUCCGAAGAGGAUCAGAGCAACACACAAGAACUGAGGGACGAUGCCAAGGGAUUGAUAGAUUUGCUGCUCCGAAUUCGGGGGCGGUUAGAGGCGAGAAAGGAGUUGUCUCUUCUGGAGGAAGAAUAUGAAAAUCUAAAGGGACUGGUCUAA